Triticum aestivum (bread wheat) is the source of this 1225-nucleotide messenger RNA. Its product is annotated as anthocyanidin 3-O-glucosyltransferase-like. Bases 8 to 1225 code for a protein of 405 amino acids. Gene Ontology annotation, molecular function: quercetin 7-O-glucosyltransferase activity; quercetin 3-O-glucosyltransferase activity. Lineage: Eukaryota; Viridiplantae; Streptophyta; Magnoliopsida; Poales; Poaceae. The record is from RefSeq and is a predicted model, not a curated record. The transcript has 3 exons.
GUACAAGAUGUCGGCGGCCGUGCCGCACGUUGUGGUCAUCGCUUUUCCCUUCGCCUCCCACGCCGUGAAGCUGUUCCGCCUAGCGCGCGCCCUCGCGGCGGCGGCACCGGCGGCCACCUUCUCCUUCCUCUCCACCGCCGCGCUGCUAAAGGAGCAGCAGAAGAAGCACGAGGACACUCUCGUGACGAACCUACGCUUCGUGGAGGUCCCGGACGCCAAGGCGGCCGCUGAGGUGGAGGCUCCAUGGGUUGCCGUCUGGACCGGCGGUCCCAGCGCUCUCCUGGCGCACCUACGCGCUGACGCGUUGCGCGACGACGUCGGAGAUAAAGCGGCGAGCCGAGCAGACGAGUUGCUAACCUCGCACCCGGGCCUCGGAAGCUACCGUGUCCGGGACCUCCCCAACGGCAUCGUCUCCGGCGACAUGAACUCGCCGAUCGUCUCCUUGUUCCGCCGCAUAGCGGAGCACCUUCCCCGCGCUGCCACCGCCGUCGCCUUCAACACCUUCCCGGGACUCCUCCCGGAUGACCUCACCGCCGCUCUCGCCACGGAGCUCCCGGAGUGCCUUCCCGUCGGCCCCUUCCACCUUCUCCCAUUCCCCGGCAAUGACGACACCGUCGAGACCAGCGCCGACCCCCACGGAUGCCUCGACUGGCUCGACCGCCACCCCGCCCGCGCCGUCGCAUACGCCAGCUUCGGCACAGUGGUCACCGCCGUGGCAGGAAAUCCGGAGGAACUACGCGAGCUCGCAGCCGGGCUGGGGUCCUCCGGCGCGCCGUUCCUCUGGUCGCUGCCGAAGGAGUCCUGGCCGCAGCUCCCGCCGGGGUUCCUGGACCUCGAGCGCGGCAAGGUGGUGCCGUGGGCGCCGCAGGCGGCCGUGCUGCGCCACGCGUCGGUUGGGGCCUUCGUCACGCACGCCGGGUGGGCCUCGGUGCUGGAGGGGGUGUCCGCCGGCGUGCCCAUGGCAUGUCGCCCCUUCUUCACCGACCAGAAGAUGAACGCGCAGCUGGUGGCGCGUGUCUGGGGUUUCGACACGGUCUUGGAGGAGCCCAUGAAGCGCGAGGCUGUUGCGGAAGCGGUGCCGUUGCUGCUCGCCGGUGAUCAGGGCAUCCGGAUGUGGGAAAAGAUGCAAGAGAUGCAGCGCAUCGCGGCCAGCGCGUUCGCGCCCGAUGGCGGUAGCAGAGAAAACUUAGAUAAGCUUGUCAAGAUAGUCUGUGGAGAACUGUGA